Molecule: messenger RNA, 1626 nt
Organism: Belonocnema kinseyi
Lineage: Eukaryota; Metazoa; Arthropoda; Insecta; Hymenoptera; Cynipidae
Product: tubulin epsilon chain-like
Exons: 9
Coding region: 123-1556 (477 amino acids)
Biological process (GO): microtubule cytoskeleton organization; mitotic cell cycle
Cellular component (GO): cytoplasm; microtubule
Molecular function (GO): GTP binding; structural constituent of cytoskeleton
Source: RefSeq, a predicted model, not a curated record
AUAUUGUACAGAGGAAAGUUCUCGCGGAAGCGGAACGUCAAAACAGUAGGAAAAAUUGAAAUAAUUUUGUGAUAUGGUGACGCAAGUUUAAAUUUUAUUAUUUAUUAGACUCCUUGAGAGACAUGAGUCAAUUCAUCACAGUACAAGUCGGACAAUGUGGAAAUCAAAUAGGUUCGGCCUUUUGGCCAUUAGUCUUGCACGAAUAUGGAAUUCGAACCUCAGAAAGCGAUAUUAAUUUUUUGAAGACCCAAAAGAACUACAACAAAAAUACAAACGAACUUUGCGAUGCCUUCAACAGCUUUUUUCAUGUACCAAACUCAAAUAGCGAUUUAGCUUUUAAGUCUGUGCAAGAAUUAGUUUCAGCCAAAGUGAAAGCAAGGGCAGUAUUAAUCGAUAUGGAGGACAGUGUCGUCGGUCGAUUCAAACAAGGUUCUUUGCGAAACUUGUUCGACCAAACUUGCACAGUUACAAAUUACCCUGGAUCAGCAAAUAACUGGGCCGUGGGUCAUUACACUCACGGAGCAGAAUACCACGAUAAGAUAUGUGAGACAAUCAGAAAAUUCGUUGAAAAAUGUGACUGUCUACAUGGGUUUCUGGUAAUGCAUUCACUCGGAGGUGGAACAGGUUCUGGCUUAGGAACAGCUACUUUAAAAAUCCUGGAUGAUAAUUACCCCCAUGUAGAUAGAUUUGUAUCAUGUGUAUAUCCAGCUGGCACCCAAGAUGUAAUUACAGCUCCAUAUAAUGCCCUCUUGGCCACAAAAGAACUUACAGAUCAUGCGACCUGUGUUUUCCCAACAGAAAACAAAGCUCUCCAAGAUAUUUGUUACGCCCAGAUGAACAGAAAGGAAAAUUCUGAUCAAGCAAAGUAUAAUGCUUCGUGUAGACCCUUCCAAGAUAUGAAUAGUAUCAUUGUUAACAUGCUUCUCCACUUGACAAGUGGUUCGAGAUUUCCUGGAAGCUUAAAUACGGAUAUGAACGAGUUAGCAACAAAUUUAGUCCCAUAUCCUCAGUUGCAUUACAUAUUCAGCAGCGUGAGUCCUGCAACUCUGACGGCACCAACAAUUUCAAUCACUCAAAAAACAAAGUUUCAAGAUGAAUUAUUCACGAAUGCCUGGUCUAGAAACAAUCAACUAAUUAAAGUAGAUCCCCUGCAGUCAGAAUCUGUAGUUCUUGGAGCUGCCCACAUUCUAAGAGGCAAUGCGUCCCUCACUGAUAUAAGAAAAAACAUCGAAAGAUUCCAGAGCAAAGCUAGAUUUACAGAUUGGAGUAAAGAAGCCAUGAAAGUUGGUUUGUGUUCCGUACCACCAGCAGGACAUCCUGCAUCGGUCUUGAGCCUAAUUAAUUCAACAUCCAUGUCUCUGAUGAUCAAAGAUGUAGUUCAUCAAUUUGAUAAACUUUAUAAAAAAAAGGCUCAUGUUCAUCACUACCUGCAAGUCGAGAAUUUCGAAGAAGAUAACUUCAGAGAGGCUCGGAGCACCGCGAUCAACGUUUACGAAGGAUACACGGAACUCCAGAAUCAAGAGGCUGUUAAUGAACCCAGACUUCGUCUAGUUUAGAUUUCCACCAAGAAAGAAUGUCUAAACUUUCAAAAAUAAGACAAAAGUUAACUAUAAGCUUAAUAUUUUA